Rhea pennata is the source of this 2525-nucleotide messenger RNA. It is a transcript of the gene WDR89, whose product is annotated as WD repeat domain 89. The record is from RefSeq and is a predicted model, not a curated record. Gene Ontology annotation, molecular function: protein binding. The transcript has 5 exons. Bases 917 to 2077 code for a protein of 386 amino acids. Lineage: Eukaryota; Metazoa; Chordata; Aves; Rheiformes; Rheidae.
GCCUCUCUCUGGGGCAGGGCAGGGGGUGCCCCCAGAUGCGGCUGGUGUGGUGGGGUGAGGGGCCCCUUAGUGCCCUAUGCAGCAGGGAGGAGAAAGGUGGCCUCUGAAAUUUCCUUCCCCCACUGCUGCUUUUCUCUUCCUGUUGGGCUAAGCUGAAGCACUUCUUGCCUGCUGCUAAUAAUAAUGAAUAACUUGUAGUUGCUGCUAAUAUGUGAAUAAAAAUACUGUACUUGCACUGUGAAUUUAUCCUGUUACUCAGUGAAACUUGAAUGCUUAGGAACAGCAACUGCUCUCUCAAAACUUUCUGGAGAGGAGGAGCGCAAGGGCUGGUGGAGGGUUAUGCUGGCCUGGUCGCCCUUGCUAGCUUUGAUACUGUGGCUGGUGGAGGCUGGGCUAGGACUGAGCCUGCAGUUAGGGUUGCGCUGGUAUCCUGCUAAUUUGGGCAAGCUCAUCUGAUCAGAGAUAUGCCUGGCUGCUUGUGAUAUGGGCUGUCAAGGUUAAAGUUAGGGUUAAAGUUAGGGCCUGCAUUGGCAAGCGAGGUAUGUUUAUUAACUCCCUAAUACAGGGAGGUACCAGCUGACCUCACCUAGGUUUGGAGAAGAUGAGGAUCUCUGGUUUAAUGAUAAGUAGGAUCCCUUGCUGGGCAGCCCUAAGGUCUGGACUCCGCGCUGACCAUGAGAAAGGUCUUGUGUUAAAGAGAGUGCCGGGUUGUCCAACUUGUUGUGGAGCAGGUAUUGGCAAAACAUCUGUUUACGCCCUAUAAGAUGAGUCCACAAAGAAAAGUUGAUUUAAGAAGUCUCCUGCAGUUCUACUGAUGCAACUAUUUGUGGGCUGCGCUUUCCAGCAGCCUUUUGGAUUAUUCCUCAGCAGGCAGUGAUUUCUGACAGCUUAAGGUACAACAUUCAUUGUGACCGCAAUGGAGAAGAUUGAGGAGCAGUUUGGCAGUCUGCGCAUUGCAAAACGUUCUAUGCUAAGCGAAGAGCCUGCUUACUUGUUGGAUGUAGAUGUUUCAAAAUCCACUCAAUCUGAAAGCAGUCGCUUUGUGGCUGUUUCGUGUUCCAAUAAGUCGAUUAGGCUGUAUAACAGAGAAACAUUAAACUUCCUGCGGGAGUACAGUAGCUGUCCUGGGAUACUUAAUGGAGUCAGAUUUGCACACACGUGUGACAGUACGGUGUUUUCAGCGUGCAGUGAUGGUACAGUAAAAUGUUGGGAUAUUCGUUUAGCAACACAGAAAGCUGUGCAGAUAUUCAGUGGCUAUCCUUCAAAUGUUUUCAUCAGCUUUGAUAUUAAUUGCAGUGAUCUCAUAAUUUGUGCUGGAACAGAGAAAGUAGAAAAGGACACAUUUCUGGUGUUUUGGGAUGCAAGAGGCGAUACGAGCUGUGCCAGCACAAGUAAAGAACCCUUGGGAGUCUAUUCUGAAAGUCACAAUGAUGAUAUCACUAAAAUUUGUUUCCAUCCUAUCAAACCCAGUUUGGUAGUUUCUGGGUCAACUGAUGGGUUGGUUAAUGUGUUUGACAUCAACAAGGACAACGAGGAUGAUGCUUUGAUAUCAACUUGCAAUUCAGAUUCGUCGGUAAGUUUUAUCGGAUGGUCUGGGAAAGAUUAUAAACAGGUCUAUUGCUUGACACAUGAUGAGGGGUUUUGUUGGUGGGACCUUGCUCAUUUAGAUACUGAAGAAUCAAUAACACUAUUGCAUAUCCUGGAUGUCCGAGAAGCAGUCUGCACUGAAAACAGCAGCUUAAAUUACCUGGUAGGUGGCCUGUACCAUGAAAAAGCGGACAAACUACUACUUAUUGGAGGAACGUCAACGGGAAACAUUCACCUCAUAAACUGUGGCCUUGACGGACUGAGCCUUGUAGGGACCCUUCGCGGAGGACAUGCUGCUGCCGUUCGCUCUUUCUGCUGGGACAUGACGGAUGAGUCGCUGUUGACUGGUGGAGAGGAUGCACAACUGUUGCUGUGGAAACCGGGAGCUGCGGAAAAGUCCGUGGCAAAGAAAGCAUCUCUGAAAAUUGCUUCUUCUGUUCAGAAGAGAGUGAGAGUUCACAGCACCUCCCUCAAAAGCAAGAAAAAGUAAAAUUCUGAGAAUGAACAGCUCUGCUAUGUAGGGCUUUUCUGUUUGUGUAAUUUUCCAGGCAGGAUCUGACUGUUGCUUUAUUUGGAGGUGUUCUAGGGAAAGAACUAUAAUACUUAAAAAUUCUACCUAGGAAUGUACUUUAGUCAUCAGAUGAAUACUUAAUAUAUAUAAUAGAUUUGAUGACAUUAAUCUGGAAAGAGGAAAUAUUUGCUCUUGAACAAUAGACCUUAAAUCAUUUUAUAUAAAAAUGUUUUUAUGGUUGUUUGAUGUCUCGGCCAAUGUUUUUAAUGUGUAAUAUAGGCCUGUGGCUUGCAUAGUUUGUUACUUUGCCACUGAAAUUCCCUGGCACGUUUUAAAAGCUCUUGUGUUUCCAGCUGUAUUUCUCUUGCUUUACAGAGAGCUUAAUGAAAUUGCUCAAUAUAUUAAAAGAUUUUCUGUCAUUCCUUAA